This is a messenger RNA of Knipowitschia caucasica, 801 nucleotides long. The record is from the annotation of a GenBank genome assembly. Lineage: Eukaryota; Metazoa; Chordata; Actinopteri; Gobiiformes; Gobiidae.
AUGCGCUCGAGUUCCAUUUUUGGUUUCAGGAGCGGAGGCCGCAGCGGCGCGCGCCGAUUCCCUGCGCGCCGCCUCAGCGCCGGUCUGUACGCAGAAGAGCUUUCUCAUUUGCACAACAGGACGCGACUUGAAGCGCAGCUUGCGAAUGCACGCGAGCGGGUUUCGAAGACGAAUUCGUUCACGAAUGUGCGCCACGACUCCGUGAAGCUGAUCAAGUUCGCGGACGACACCACCCUCAUUGGACUCAUCUCCAACAACGAUGAGUCUGCCUACAGGAGGGAGGUGGACCGGCUGGUGUCCUGGUGCAGUGGUAACAACCUGGAGCUGAACGCCCAGAAGACAGUGGAGAUGAUUGUGGACUUCAGGAAGAGCACUGUCCCCCCACCCCCACCCUCCGUGAUGGACUCCCCCAUCACCUCUGUGGAGUCCUUCCGUUUCCUGGGCACCACCAUCACCCAGGACCUCAAGUGGGAGCCGACCAUCAGCUCCCUCAUCAAGAAGGCCCAGCAGAGGAUGUACUUCCUGCGGCAGCUCAGGAAAGCCAAGCUGCCUGCACAGAUGUUGGUGCAGUUCUACACGGCCAUCAUCGAGUCCAUCCUCACCUCCUCCGUCACCGUGUGGUUCGCUGGAGCCACAGUCAGGGACAAACAGAGACUACAGAGCAUUGUGCGCUCUGCAGAGGAAGUGAUCGGCCGCAGCCUUCCAUCGCUGCAGGACCUUGGCUCCUGCGGAUACCAGCAUUCAUCACUGGCCUACUCACAUCGGCCCACUGACAACCGCUUCUACGUCCAGUACGAGUAA